Messenger RNA from Coffea eugenioides, 2985 nucleotides. RefSeq lists its product as uncharacterized. NCBI's taxonomy places the organism in Eukaryota, Viridiplantae, Streptophyta, Magnoliopsida, Gentianales, Rubiaceae. Bases 85 to 2469 code for a protein of 794 amino acids. The record is from RefSeq and is a predicted model, not a curated record. The transcript is spliced from 3 exons.
UCCAGAAAAUAGAAAAGGCCCUUUUGAUGUUUUCUGAUAAAGUUUGAAUCUUUUGGUAGAAAGUAACGUUCUUGUUUACUGGAAAUGGCUUGCCAAGCUACGUGUAGGUGGAGUUUAAUUGGCUUAGUGGCUGCUUUUCUUGAUCUUGCUAUAGCUUACUUCUUGUUAUGUGCAUCUGCAGUAGCAUUUAUGGCAUCUAAGUUUCUGGGGUUUUUUGGUUUGUAUUUGCCUUGUCCUUCUUGUUAUGGGGUUUUUGGUGAUAAUUUCAACAGGUAUUUGUGCUUCCAAAAGCUCUUAAUAGAGUAUCCAGCUGAGAAAUUUUCCAAUGUUCAGCUUUCUGUCAUGUCCAAGUUCCCUUUCAAUGAUUCUGUUUGGGGAAAGGAUAGGAAUUCCAACUUGAAUAUGAGGCUCAUAGAGGAUAGAAAAAGGGAUGCUGUUGAAUUGGAAGCUGAGGGUUCAUCUAGUUCAUUAGUAUCAGAUGCUGGGAGGCCUAACAAUAGUGGUAGCAUUAAUGGGGAGUCGAAGAGUGGUAGAAACGAGAUGGGAGCUGGAAAUUUGUUAGGUUUUCGAGAUGGGAGGUUUGAUUUGAAGGGGAAGGGUUUGAUGCAUCAGAGGCCAAGGAGUGGGAUCCGCCGUGGGAGGAAACGGGGUCUUGGUUAUGGCAAAGACUCAUCAGUUUCGUUGUAUGAUCCUCCGUAUGCAGAGAUGCUACAGAGUGAUCCUCCUCGUUCUCCUCCUAGCAUCAAUAAGGGAGGGAGUAAAAUGGUUGAUGAUGGCAUUGAGCUUCUGGGUUAUGGAGGAAAUAGGCAUCAUUUUAAAUACUUGGAAGAGGCACCAACUAAAGUGAGAUUGGGAUAUAGAUCAUCUGACAUGCAGCAUGAGCACGUUAAAGAGGUAAAACCUAAUGUAGAAUCAGUAUUUCAUGUUGGCAGCGAGGAUAAGAAUACAAUAAGACUCUUGGAACAGGCCCUUGAAAAAGAGCAUGCUGCUCGUGCAGCUCUUUGCCUUGAGCUCGAGAUGGAGAGAAGUGCUGCUGCAAGUGCUGCAGAUGAGGCCAUGGCUAUGAUUCAACGUCUACAAGAGGAGAAGGCAUCAAUUGAAAUGGAAGCUCGGCAAUAUCAGAGGAUGACUGACGAGAAAUCUGCUUAUGAUGCAGAAGAAAUGAAUAUCCUCAAAGAAAUCAUUGUCCGGAGGGAGAGGGAGAAGCAUUUUUUGGAAAAGGAACUUGAUGCAUAUCGGGAGAUGAGCUUUAUUGGAAAGGAACCAUCUUCAGGUGAUGGUGUGGAUAUGUUGAACAGUCAACAACAAGAAUUUGAUACUUCAUUUGACCAAAACGAGGAUCCAGCAAUGAUACUUCAGCAGUUGAAUGCCUCUAUUGACAAGAAGGUAAUGAUUGAAACUAAAAGAGCAGAUGAGGCUGUUCCUGUUGAGAAAGGAAAAGCUGUACUUGCUUCUCCAGAAGAGUUGCUAGUUCAUAGAUUGGAUGAAAGUUCUGCAGUUAAAAAACAUGGGCAUCCUGCUGGGCACCUUUCACAGUUUUCAGGAUGCAGCAUGGUUGAUAGGUUGAAUCUUCAGGAUAAAAUGAUAUCUAUGGAUAACUCACAUUCUUCUGCAGGGGAUUUGCAGAGAUUAGUGUCAACUUCUCAGACAUGUGAACCUGGCACUUCUCAAGAGAUACUUCCAGAGACAACCACUUUCCUACUGGUGAAAGGACAUGAGUACUGUGAUAAUACAAAUAUACAUGCAGAAAUGGGAAAAAGUUGUGUUGAAACUUCGCAUAUUCCGUAUCUUAAUGGGAAUAUAAAGCGGUAUGAAAAUGAUUCAAAUGUGGGUACCCAGUGGUCCAAGAGUUCUUGUCGUGUACUUGAUAAAGAACCUCACGUUCAUGAUGUCCAUGUAAUAGUUGGUAACUCCAACUUGUGUAAUCAGAUUAGUGGCAGCAACCUUGACUCGAUGUCAGUGAAUGAUGAUUUAGAAAUUGAUAGGAAAAUUAAUGUUCCAUCUGAAGCUUCUGCCAGUCAGAUGAUUAACGCUAUCAGUGAUUGUCUAAGUACGAGCUGCUUGGAUGCUGGAGUUGACAUUAGGAGAAGUAGUUCAGAUGUAACUAGCAGUCUCCCACCACUGUGCCUGAAUGGCAAAUCUCUGCUUUCUGAUCUGCAGAGGAGUUCCUUGUCUGUGGUAAACAAUGAACAGUUGAAGAUUGAUUUUGAAGUCGGAUGGCUUCAAGAAAGAUUAAAGGUAGUGCAAGAAGGAAGAGGGAAACUUAACCUGUCUUUGGAGCACCAAGAAAGGGAGAAAAUGCAGUUGAAGCUUUUGGAGAAUAUGGCACACCCACUUCAAGAGAUUCAGCAGCUCACUGAAACUGGAAAGACAGUACGACAAGCUUCUUUACCCACUCCAUCGUCUAAGGGAAUUUCAAGGAAAAGACGGUGUAGAAGUCUUUCCUCUUCGCUGCAGACAUGCUCCUAAACUAUGGAAAUCACAACUGGUAAACAAAUAUCUUCUGUUGUCACCUCCAGCUAUUUACUUGCAAUGGGAGAUUGAUGUUAAUCCUACAUAUUACGUAUCCAGGAUGGUCUCACACACUUGUGUACAAAACUUGCAUUUUUGCUAAUAUUUGCUGCUAGCUACAGAAGACAUUUCCUCACAUUCAACUGAUUGGAACCUUUUUAUCGUUCUGUGACAUUACUUGUCUGCAAAUUGUAUAAAUCAGCUGCAAGGAGGACGCAAAGUGACAGAAGGUAGUCAGAUGUUUAUAGGUUCGCCAUAAGUUUCACCAUCCUGUAUAUAUGACUUCAGACUUGUAUGCUGCUGACAACUCAUUUGCCCUUUGCACUCUAUUUUGAGUAUUCUCUUUUGACCCUUGUUCGUUGGAUUGUUAUAUAAUAAGGAAUUAGUUCCAAGGAGAAGCAUGGUUUCGAUCACCUUAGCUUGGUAAAUCUGGGAUGAAAUUUGUUUAGAUGGAAGCCUGAAUUUGAUGAUGAA